UGUACGAUACAGUAUAGGGAAGGAACAGAAUGCGGAAUGGUGAACGAUUUCGAAGUAAAUCUCUACCAGUUUGUAUUCCUGGUAGGCAUUUCAUUGAGCAUGGGUAUCUGGACUAGAGUAGGUGCUGUAAGCACAGCAGGGUGCGGUGCUUUUGUGUACUGGCUACAGAAGAAGAGGAUAGUACAAGCUGAUGCUGGUCAUGCACACCCUUCUCCGUAUGAACUCAAACUGGUUCAGGUUUUGUUCAGACAUGGUGCCAGGACACCGCUGAAAUCGAUACCAAACAUACAACAGGCUGAAUGGGUUCCAAACCUUUUGAAAGAUCCUCCUCACACAUCUAUGAAUUAUGUAGUCACUGACCUGAGUGGUGGCACCAAACCACCCUCCCCUAUUGAGGACAGCUACAGAGCGCACACACUUACGGGAGGGACAUUUCCUGGCCAGCUUACCACUUUAGGAAAGCAGCAGCUGUACGAUCUGGGAGAACGAAUAAGAAAAAAGUACAUAGAAGAGUUCAACUUUCUCUCCCCGAUCUUCAGGUCUUCAGAAGUCUACGUCCGUUCCACUAACAUUGUACGAACCAUAGAAUCUGCAACAUGCUUGCUGGCUGGGUUAUUUCAGCAGAAGCAGGAAGGAGUAGUGCAAAUCCUAACUUCUGAAGCAGAGACAGAGAUUUUAUACCCCAACUACCAUGGAUGUAAACUGUUAAAACUACUGAGCAGACACAGAUGGACUGAGUCUGCUCUACUCCCUGACAUCGCCGAGGAUCUGAAACGGAUACAGAGCUUAUUGGGGAUCGUUGGGCACAAACAUGUAGAUUUCAUUCAAAUACGGGACGACCUGGUGGCCAGAGAGGCCCAUGGUUUACCAUGUCCCACCAUGCUGAAGAACUGGCAGAAGACAGUUGAAGAGCGAGCUGUGGAAAUGGUAUAUUACAUCUAUGAGCCAAGUAAAAGUGAAAAUCUUCAGUUGUCUGUCGGACCACUGCUUCACACCUUGAUGGCCAAUAUUGAGAAGAAAACUGAGAAGUCUUCAAAUGAUUCCCGAAAGCUGUACUUGUAUUCGGUACACGACACAACUCUGAUGCCCUGCCUGAUGGCGCUCGGCAUCUUUGACAUGAAAUGGCCUCCAUACGGUGCGGACAUCGCCCUGGAACUGUAUGAGCACCGCUCUUCCAAGGAGGUCUACAUCAAAGUGUCUUACAUCGGUCAGGAUCAGCUUGUCAGAGGCUGCAGUGAUGUCUUCUGCCCACUGAAUGAAUUCAGAAAAGCGCUUUUACCCUACAUGCUGGAUUCUAAGGGACAUGGCGCUCUCUGUAAUCAAACUGAAAAUAUUACUAAGUGAAUAGUGGUUUAUUUGAAUUUUAGUGUUUGUUUAUUUUCUGACAAUACCAGAUCUUGGACUUGGGAAGACAACAGUAGUGCUAAACAGGGUCUGUGAAUCCAUGUCAGUAUUUUUGGCAUCUUGCACUGAAAUAAAAAAUACACUGGAUGGUAUUUUCAGUAGCAAAUCAAAGCCUUUAGUUUUUAUCCUUGAGUUUGAUGCAACUUUAAACAUUCAAUAAGAUAAAACUAGAAGACAAGUCAAGCUGCAUACAAAUGUUUAUUCUGCCGUUUUAUUUAUGCAUGCAACUUUUUUGUGUUUUUUUUUUUUUUU
Molecule: messenger RNA, 1656 nt
Organism: Polyodon spathula (Mississippi paddlefish)
Lineage: Eukaryota; Metazoa; Chordata; Actinopteri; Acipenseriformes; Polyodontidae
Product: lysophosphatidic acid phosphatase type 6-like
Exons: 11
Coding region: 37-1344 (435 amino acids)
Biological process (GO): dephosphorylation
Molecular function (GO): phosphatase activity
Source: RefSeq, a predicted model, not a curated record